GCUCGGCUCCCGUGCAGCCUGCGGACGCGGGGCCAUGAGCGACUCCGCGGGAGCGCUCUCCCGCCUGCGGAGUUACUCCGAGCUCCCGGUCUGGGUGGUGGAGGACCACCAGGAGGUUCUUCCUUUUAUAUACCGAGCCAUUGGCUCAAAGCAUCUUCCUGCCUGUAACAUACAGUUGGUGCAUUUUGAUUCACAUCCGGACCUCCUGAUCCCUGUGAACAUGCCAGCCGACACUGUGUUUGACAAGGAAACGCUCUUCGGGUACUCUGACAUGUUUCUUAAUGGCCUUCUGUGCAUUGGAAAGACAAUUGACCUGAUAAGUGGUAUGCUUAGCUGUCUUGGAGACGGCUCUCCAGCGGGGCGCGUCCAGAGGAGAGGCAAGCUGAGCGUGCACACUGAGGCAGCUCUCCGGGUUUGCCAGAUGUGUCCGGUCACCAGCACUGACCACUACUUCCUCAGCGAUGGCCUUUAUGUCCCAGAAGGCCAGCUGGAGAACCAGAAGCCUUUGCGUCUGGAUGUGAUGACGGUGCAGCCACCCCCGAUCAGCAGCAGUCCAGAAGGAAGGGAUGGGCUGGCUUCUGCUAAGAGGCCAAAGCUGGCGCCAGACGAUGUGGACCAGGCUGCCUCCCCUAAUUGCAACCCGUCUUCAGGAGGACAGACAGCUGACACAGUGACACCGGACAGUGGCCAAACCUACGUGGCGUCCUCGUGCUCCUGUCACCCCGAGCACCCGCAGUGCCAGGCCAAAGUGCACCCAGGAGAGGGCCUGUACCGUGUGAAGACGGGGGACGCGUUUGUUUUAGACAUUGACCUGGACUUCUUUUCAGUCAAGAAUCCUUUCAAAGAAAUGUUCACUCCGGACGAGUACAAAAUCUUACAAGAGCUGUAUCAAUUUAAACGGCCCGCCGCCGACCUAACCGAGGAAGAGUUGGCCAACUGUGUGGAUGCUCGAAUCCAUCAGCUGGAAGACCUGGAAGCUACCUUUGCUGAUUUGUGUGAUGGCGACGAUGAGGACACUGUCCGGAGGUGGGCUGCAAACCCUGGAAUGGAGUCACUCGCUCCUCUUGUACAGAGUUUGAAAAGGCGGAUGGAGGUGCCCGACUACGAAAUGGUCCACCAGGCGGGCCUUACCUGUGACUUCUCAGAACUCCCCCACCACGUCAGCACAAAACAAGAAGUUGAGUCUCUGGUGCAGUCUGUAUACUGUUUACUGAAAAGCUUACCCAAGCCCACACUUGUGACAAUUGCAAGGUCAAGUCUCGAUGACUACUGUCCUUGUGAGCAAGUGGACGCCAUUCAAGAGAAGGUUCUCCAGAUGCUCCGCUCCCUCUACGGGAUGCUGGACGUUCACCUGACCUACUUAGAAGAUUCUCCGCCAUCUGAAAACAAAACAGAGCACUGAGCCCCUCGCUACACAGUCGGCGGAUAGCCACCAGCUGUGAGCCCUGCCUUUGGCCCGCCUCCACCUGACUGCGGAUUGGGAAUUGUACAGCACCCACACCAUGGGAGGCAUCUCCUUAAGGGUUUUAUGAGUUUCUGCAAGAUGCGGCAGUGAAGUUUAGAGCUAAGGGAUAUAAGAGAAUAGCUUCAAUGGAGGAGUAGGGGGUGGUGGAAUGGUGUAACAUCUUGGAAAUGUUGAGCAUUUGAGACAUCUUGAAUCUCUAACUCCUUGGGCUAGUCCGAUACUGAUGCUUCUCAAAGAAAGGCUUCCCGCAGCUGGUGACACGAACGCGUGUGAGGAGCAAAGCUAACGGAGUGGCUCUCCACGUUGACAGAACAUGGUGUGCCAAGCAGGCGUACUUUCUGCGGAACAGCCAGCCCUGCAAAGUGAGUGAUAUCUGUUUUUAAGUGUUGACUAUAUUGUUAAGAGAGCUGUAAAUCAAAGUCACUUGUAUGGGUAAAUUAUUUUGUGUGCUGAAAGAAAUAAAAGGCUAUGUUUUAAAGACA
Molecule: messenger RNA, 1947 nt
Organism: Echinops telfairi (small Madagascar hedgehog)
Lineage: Eukaryota; Metazoa; Chordata; Mammalia; Afrosoricida; Tenrecidae
Gene: CUNH5orf22
Product: chromosome unknown C5orf22 homolog
Exons: 10
Coding region: 35-1402 (455 amino acids)
Source: RefSeq, a predicted model, not a curated record